AUGAUUACAUUAACGAUAGAAGAGUAGGUUUUUUAAGGGAAUUUGAAAGAAAAUUUAAGAAAUGAGAGUUAAAAAACACUUCAAUAAAAAUACAAAGUAAAGUUUUAAAUCCAAAAAGUCAAAAAAUAAGAAAAAAGAAGUUAAAAAUCAUACUCCUAUGAAAUAUAAAAUGAAAUUUAAAAGGGAAAAACUGAAAAAAUAAGAAAAAGGGAGUUAAAAAAACACUGAGAUAAAAAUACAAAAUGAAAUUUAAAAAAGAUGUUUCUUCAUAAUAUUGAAUGAAAAAAUUAUCUCGGUUUUAUAUCAUAUAUAUAAUAUUUAAUAAUAGAUGUAUUAAUAAUGGAAAGUUAGCAAGAUAAUGAUUAAUUUAUAAGCGAAGUUAAUGAAUUGA
Molecule: messenger RNA, 391 nt
Organism: Paramecium sonneborni
Lineage: Eukaryota; Ciliophora; Oligohymenophorea; Peniculida; Parameciidae
Source: the annotation of a GenBank genome assembly